AUGUCCCACCAACAACCUCUCUCGUCGUCGGUCCAGCCGACUGACAUCUACGGCGGAGAUGAGGUAUCCGCGCUUGUCCUCGAUCCGGGCUACAUCAACACCCGCGCCGGCUAUGCUGGCGAGGAAAUGCCCAAGCAAGUUCUCCCUUCUUUCUACGGCCACAUCAACGGGCGCGACGUAUUCGGCGAUGAGUAUAUUGUGCCAAAACCGGGUUUCGAAGUGCGCAACUACAUGAACCGCGACAGCGUCGUCGAAGAUUGGGAUGCUGCCACCAGGAUGUGGGAACACGUUCUCGUCAAGCGUCUGCAGCCCGAGCGAUCAACACCUCCCAGCAAAAACGGUCUCAACAUUAGCGACGAUGGUGAUGUGGCCAUGGAGGACAACGAAGAUACUAUGGAUGCGCUCGAGAAGCCGCUGGCGGAGAACCCUCUUCUCAUGACCGAGGCGCCGUGGAACUCGCCCAAGGCACGCGAGAAGGCCAUCGAAAUCAGCAUGGAGACCUGGGGUGUGCCCGCGUUCUGGCUCAGCAAGACACCUGUGCUCGCGGCGUUUGCGGCCGGAAAGGCGACGGCUUUGGUAAUAGACAUGGGCGGCGCCAACACGAGUGUCACAGCCAUCCACGACGGCAUGGUCCUCAAGCGAUCGAUUCAGCGGUCUCCGGUUGGCGGUGUCUGGCUGAGCGGCCAAAUCCGCAAGAUGUGGGACGGCAGCGAGCCCAGAGUCGACGUUGUGCCGCGGUUCAUGGUUGAGAGCAAGAAGCCCGUGGAGGCUGGUGCCCCCGCCGAAGCCAACCUGCGAAAGUUCAACUUCGACAUCCACCCGUCCUUCCGCGCUUACGAGGAGGAGCGUGUUCUUACCGAGUUCAAGGAGUCUGUCGUCGAGGUGUGGCGCGGCCCCCAGCGGUUCACAACCCCCGGAACCGAAGAUGCUGUCCGUUCACAACCCGGCCGUGUCUUCGAAAUGCCCGACGGUAGCAAUCAGAUGUGGCGUGAGCAGCGCUUCAAGGUGUCGGAGGGCAUGUGGGACGAGACGGCUGCCUACAACAGCACUGACGAGGAGGGACGCGUGACUAAGGCUCAGACGAUCCCGGCUCUCAUCAAGGCGGCCCUCGAGGGUGUCGAUGUUGAUCUCCGCCCCAACAUUCUCGGCAACGUUGUUGUCACGGGUAGCACAAGUUUGUUGAACGGUUUCAACGACCGUCUCAAUCACGAACUCGCGCAGAUGUACCCCGGCGUGAAGAUCAAGAUCCAUGCGGCGGGCUUGACGACCGAGAGACGCUUCGGCGCCUGGAUUGGAGGAAGUAUUCUCGCUAGUCUCGGAACCUUCCACCAGAUGUGGAUUUCGCGGAAGGAGUAUGACGAGAACGGCGCCGGUAUUGUCGAGAAGCGUUGCAAAUAG
Sordaria macrospora k-hell is the source of this 1398-nucleotide messenger RNA. RefSeq lists its product as uncharacterized. The record is from RefSeq and is a predicted model, not a curated record. NCBI's taxonomy places the organism in Eukaryota, Fungi, Ascomycota, Sordariomycetes, Sordariales, Sordariaceae. Gene Ontology annotation, cellular component: NuA4 histone acetyltransferase complex; SWI/SNF complex. Gene Ontology annotation, biological process: regulation of transcription by RNA polymerase II; chromatin remodeling. Gene Ontology annotation, molecular function: chromatin binding.